Calliphora vicina (urban bluebottle blowfly) is the source of this 2261-nucleotide messenger RNA. It is a transcript of the gene krimp, whose product is annotated as krimper. Bases 111 to 1988 code for a protein of 625 amino acids. The record is from RefSeq and is a predicted model, not a curated record. Gene Ontology annotation, biological process: piRNA processing; P granule organization; spermatogenesis. NCBI's taxonomy places the organism in Eukaryota, Metazoa, Arthropoda, Insecta, Diptera, Calliphoridae. Gene Ontology annotation, cellular component: P granule. The transcript is spliced from 2 exons.
UAAAUUUUACAUUACAAUUCGUUUCACUAAACUAAAAGUAAACAUUAUAAACUGAUAUAAAUUUUACGUAGCUAACUCAUUUCUUUUAGAACAAAAAAGUUUGCAAAAAAAUGGAAUCCACUAAAGAACAAAUGCUUAUGAUGCACACCAUUUGUCGGGAUGAAUUGUGUGCGUUAAAAAUGAAUAUGGAAAAAUUCAUCCAAGAAAGUGAACGUUGUCAAAAACUUCUCAAUGACCUAAAUGCCACAGGAGGAGUUACUAAUAUCUUUGGCCUUAUCGUUUUCGAUCGGUACAUGACACAGGUGGUGAAUGUCUUAAAUAUGGCGCGUAAAUUUAACAUACAUCUUGAAAUUAAUAAUUUGGAUCAGACCGUGAUAAAUGCAUCGUCCAAUGGUUGUUUAGAGGAUGCCAAUUUUACCCAAACACGUCUAUUAAAAGAUUUUAUUGAAUGGAGAAGUACUCAUUUGGAAAAUGGAGAGGGAGAAAAAAGCCCAUGUGCUGGUAGAAUUAAAAUGGCAGAAAAUGUAUUUUCUAGCUAUGAAAAAGCCAAACAAAUAGAAUAUUUGGAGUUAAAUGAAAACAAUAGUUUGGUUAAAUGUCAAAUUGAAUCGAGGGAUGAAUGUGAAAUAAAUAAAUCGAAGAAAUUAAACAACUUAUUAGAAGUUUUAUUGCCAUCAAAAAUGCUUGAUCCCUUCAAAAGCGGCUAUGAGUUUAAUGCCUAUAUUGUUUAUGUGCGCGACUAUAAAAAGCUAGAAUUUUUUAUUUGCCAAAUGGAUGAUUACAAAACCUUGUAUGAUUUAAGCAGCAAUAUAAAUUUCAAGCCAAUUUCACGAGAGUUAUUGCAGCCGGACGAUGUGUUUUGUGUUUUAGAAAAAAAGGACACCACCAUGAGAGAAUGUCUAUGGAGAGCUGUCAUUGUUCCAGACGAGAAAUCUGGAGAAUCUCAAAAGUUUGUGUAUUUACUCGAUUUUGGAGAAAUUAUACCAUUAACAGAACAUUGCACUACCUUUGAAGCUCCGCAACGCUACCGAAAAAUACCUCCCCUUGCCAUAAAGUGUACAUUGGAAGGCGUGGAGGACUCCUUUACAAAGUGCAUCAUUAAAGAUCAUGAAAAAUGUGAGCGGGCCUUACAUAGAAAUGAAUUUGAGAAAGCAUCUUUUCGUAUGUUAUAUAAAGACGGCAGGGUGCUUCAUGUAGUAAUGUUAGAAAAUCCCAAAAACGACGACAAUGCUUCAAGAUUUGUAAACAAUAUGACAUCAAAUCCAUUUUUAGUCUCUGAAGAUUUGGAAAAUGAUGACACAAACUCAAGUGUAAUCUCGGCUGCAUUACAAUUACCCCGGUCAUUGAUGUACCAUGCCUCUCCGACAAAACAACCUGUUUUAAAUAUUUCCGCUGAUAUUGGCGAUAAAAUACAAAUUAUUGUAACACAUGUUGUUAGUCCAAUAUCAUUUUAUGGCAUCAUCCAGAAUGAUUACUGUAGCGAUUACAAAACAUUCUCUUGGCAUGAUCAUCAAGUAUUCCCGUUACAAAAACAUAUGUCUUCACCCCCUCAAUUGAAUGACAUUAUAUUGUCACAAUAUGUUAAAGAUGAUUAUUGGUAUCGUGCAAGAAUUAUGGAAAUUGACUCGGAAAAGAAUCUAUAUAAGGUUUUUUAUGUUGAUUUUGGAAAUACCGAAGUUGUGCCUUUAAGUAGUUUGGCUAAAUGUUCUAAAGAACAGCUGAAAGAUCCUUUACGUGCUGUCCGCUUUCAUUUGUCCAACCUUUCCAUUGUUACGAUAUCGGAUGAACAAAAUGUAUCAGAUACGUAUUGUAUGAAAACCCGUUUAAAAAGUGCAAUUGAAAACAUCGUGGUUAUGAUUCUGGAUCAAAUUCUUAAUGUUGAUGUUGUUGAGCGAACUAACAAUGACUUGGUUGUACGUUUAAUGGAUACCCAGUAUGCCGAUAUACCAAAGAUGCUUGUUGAUAUGGGCGUUGUUAAGGAAAUAUAAAUGUAUUCUUAUUAUUAAAAUUGGUUUACUUUUGUUUUAUUAUACUUACACCCUAAAGUAUUACAUUUUUUUAUACUAGUUUUAAAUAUAAUAUUUUAAUAUUACCAGUAGUCAUAGACAAACAGCAUCAGACAUACGGGUUUUGCAAUAACAAAAUAAGUAUAUGCUUUCUUACAGUCACAUUCAUAGAGUUUUCCAAAUAAUUUGGUGGUAUAUUAAACAAAUUUAGGUUAUUCUCAUUCAUUGCUUCCCGUCAAGUUGUUUGUAAUGUUG